Messenger RNA from Erigeron canadensis, 932 nucleotides. RefSeq lists its product as uncharacterized. NCBI's taxonomy places the organism in Eukaryota, Viridiplantae, Streptophyta, Magnoliopsida, Asterales, Asteraceae. The record is from RefSeq and is a predicted model, not a curated record. The transcript has 3 exons. Bases 25 to 675 code for a protein of 216 amino acids.
GGUACACAGUUGCAUCUCUAAAAAAUGGCUGAAGAAGAUACAAAAGAUGAACAGCCAAUAACAAAACCAGAAAUCAUAUCUCCAUAUCCAAACACCACCACAUUCAUUUCAUGGGAAGCCAUCCACCUUCCUUCUUCUUUCCCAACUCAAUCUCCAAUCUUACUCUCUUCUGCAUCUUCUGAUCCAACCCCACUUCAUACCUGGUCGUCAACGCCGCCGCCGGUCAACCCACUUGUAUUCCCACCCAACAAUCACGAAAACCUUACCUUUGACCAACAUCACCAAGAGAAAAAAGUCAAACCCAAAACGGUGUCGUUUGAUUUAACAGCAAAAAGUGAUGUUAAACCGGCACCGGGGUCGGUUUUUGAACUUAGUCCUUGGUGGGUUUUGUUCCAAUUUAAGUUACCUGUCAUUGUUGGGAAUAUUUUCAAGUUUUUUGUUGUUAAAAGAAGGGUAUUUUGGUCAUUUGGGUUUCCGGUUUUGAUGGUGUUGUUGUAUUUACGGCGACGGCGCCGGAGACGGAGAGAGAGUGUUGAUGAGCUGCUUGGUGUUAUUAAGGAGAAAGAUGAGAGAAUUCGGUGUUUAUUGUAUCAGAUUGCUCGGAUGAACGAGUUAUUGCUUGCUACACAUCAUGGAGUGCCACCUAUGAUACCCAAGGCUGCUACUUCUAGUUAAUCAGGGCUAUCUUCAAGAACAAUUAUAGAAAGAUCAACACAUGAUGUCGGAUGGCAAAGAGCCAAAGAAGCCCCCCUCUAUCGAUCUCUACACAACACGCAAGAUCUUGGAACGUCGAUCAAGUAUUCAAAUGCUAACUUGCUACCCAUACUGGUCCUUCACUUUUUACGUACAUACAAUGAAGUGACACGCAACAAUUGUGUGAAACUCAUGAAAUAGAAACACCUUCUAUCCUAAAAGAACAUUCAUCUUCUUCU